Penicillium oxalicum is the source of this 4818-nucleotide messenger RNA. RefSeq lists its product as uncharacterized. Lineage: Eukaryota; Fungi; Ascomycota; Eurotiomycetes; Eurotiales; Aspergillaceae. Gene Ontology annotation, biological process: basic amino acid transport; transmembrane transport. The transcript is spliced from 6 exons. The coding region runs from base 1 to 4818 and encodes 1605 amino acids. Gene Ontology annotation, molecular function: zinc ion binding; calcium ion binding; basic amino acid transmembrane transporter activity. The record is from RefSeq and is a predicted model, not a curated record. Gene Ontology annotation, cellular component: fungal-type vacuole membrane.
AUGGCAUCAAACCAGUCUUUCACGGAGAAUUCCCCACUGUUGGGUGAGAACAACACCAUUGUGCCCACCGGAGCGAUUGUUCAGCGAGAUGCGGAGACCGGGGAACCUAGUGAUCCAGAGCAGUCGGGGAAGCAGCCUUUCCCCGACGCGAAAAAGCAGCUCAAAUACAUCGUUCCGGCAAUUUCUAUAGGGGUCUUUCUGUCUGCGGCUGAUCAAACAAUCAUCAUGGCCAGCUAUGGGCAGAUUGGAAGUGACCUGAAAGCCCUCAAUCUGACUAGCUGGAUAGCAACGUCAUACUUCUUGACUUUGACGUCCUUCCAACCAUUGUAUGGAAAAUUGAGUGAUAUCUUUGGUCGGAAGCCAUGCUUGUUGUUUGGUUAUGCCAUAUUUGGGAUCGGGUGCUUGGGUUGUGGUCUGGCUCGCAAUAUCAAUGAACUCAUUGCUGCUAGAGUCUUCCAAGGUAUUGGCGGUGGCGGCAUGACCACAGUAGUAAGCAUCUUGAUGAGUGACCUCGUCCCGCUGCGAGAUCGAGGACUAUGGCAAGGAGUUAUCAAUCUUAUCUACGCCACUGGCUCGGGUGUCGGAGCACCGCUUGGGGGUAUCCUAGCUGAUUAUGUUGGAUGGCGCUGGGCGUUUCUUGCACAAUUCCCCCUUUGCAUUGUGGCUUGUAUCACGGUCUCGCUGAUGCUCAAGUUGCCGGCGCAGGAGAGCUCACACUGGAAAGACAAGCUCCGUCGCAUUGAUUUCCUUGGGGCCGUGGUCCUGGUUGGUGCCGUGCUUGGCAUCCUUCUUGCUCUCGACCGCGGCAGUAACGUGUCAUGGACUAUGCCCCUGACCAUCAUUUCCUUGAGUGUGUCGCUCGUUCUUUUUGUCGCCUUCAUCUUGGUUGAGGUCUAUCUCGCAGCAGAGCCCUUCGCCCCUGGUCACAUCAUCUUUAACCGCACUUUCUUUGCGCUUUACUCGUGCAAUUUUUUCAGCUUUGGAGGAUGGUAUGCUGCCUUGUUUUACCUUCCGUUGUAUUUCCAGGCGGUUGAUGGCGUCUCGGCAACGACUGCCGGUCUGCGUCUACUACCAUCCAUUUUGUCUGGCGUUUCUGGAUCACUCCUUGCCGGGUUCAUCAUGAGAUGGACCGGAAAAUACUAUUGGCUGACGGUUAUUGCGUACGGCUUCCUCACGGCCGGUUGCACCGUGAUCUACCUGUUCUCGGGUGGCAUUCUGACCAGCGUCAUUCCGAUGAUCAUUGGAACGGUCAUGUCAGCAUUUGGAAACGGAAUUGGAGUCACGUCCACACUCAUUGGGCUGAUUUCCAAUGCCACCCUCGAAGACCAAGCAGUCGUAACAGCUUGUUCGUAUCUGUUCCGAUCUCUUGGGUCCGUCAUUGGCCUCUCGCUGUCUUCAACUGUGGUCCAGCAGUUGUUGAGGGAAGAUCUCAGAGAAGGUCUUCGAAACAGCAAAGAUAUUGAUCAGAUCGUGGAAGGAGUCCGUGAGAGCUUGGACUAUAUCAAAAAGCUUGACCCCCAAGUUGCAAAUAUUGUGCGCGGGUGCUAUGGCUCCUCGGUCAACAAGGGAUUUGCCUUUGUCAUCGCUGUUGUUUCACACGCGCCGUCAUACCGCGCAAUCUCCCACCUGGAGCUCCUGGAGCGCCAGAAUGGCGUCUACGGAACAUUCAGAAUCGAGACGGAGGAUGGCAGAAGGGUGGAAAGCGGUCUUCUUCCUUCACUGCUGUCGACCCGGGACCAGUUGAUGGAAGAGGUCGGUGUACUUCCUGCGCAUGCGGAGCGCAUGCGCGAAAUGAUGGAGGAUACAUUUUUGAGAUCUUUUCUGGCGCUCGAUUUCCCACCGACACACACUAUACCGGAGGGUAGCUCUGAGCGGGCUUACCUCACGGAUCAGCUGCAAGAAAGAGGAAUCUCCGGCAGUGGGAUUGAAAGGGCGCUGGCGCUUUUCAAUGCGGACGAUAAUUAUGGCGAAGAGCUGCGUCGCCGUCGUCAGAACGGGGAACGUGUGACCUUAUCGACAUCGACAUUUCCCUUCGUCAACGAGCCGGAUCCGAAUCAGGAAGGCGGGGAGACGGUCGUUGAUGACCAAAGUGUCUUCUCCUGGCGGGAAGGCAAUAAUGAAACUUCCCCUGCGAGAGAGGGUCAAAACUUGCUGAAUCUGCUCUACCACAUCGCGGAGGAUCAGGCGCGCCGAGAUGGUUACAUCCACCGUGGGGUGACCUGCAACAGUUGCGGAGUCAUGCCUAUUCAAGGAAUACGCUACCGUUGUGCCAAUUGCAUCGAUUACGAUCUUUGUGAGACAUGUGAAGCAAUGCAAGUUCAUAUCAAGACUCAUCUCUUCUACAAGGUCCGCAUACCAGCGCCCUUCCUGGGCAAUCCUCGUCAAUCGCAGCCGGUCUGGUAUCCUGGAAAGCCACUGAGCCUGCCGCGCAGCCUUCCGCGUCCUCUCGCCAAGCGCUUGAUCCGCGAAACUCAGUUCGAGAAUACUGAGAUUGAUGCACUCUGGGACCAAUUCCGCUGUCUAGCGAGCCAUGAAUGGGCAGACGAUCCCAACAAGCUCUACAUGGCCAUCGACCGCAAAACGUUUGACCGUUGCUUUGUUCCCAAUACAUCUCAGCGCCCGCCCCCUCCAAGUCUGAUCUAUGAUCGCAUGUUUGCAUUCUACGAUACCAACGGCGACAAUCUUAUCGGCUUCGAGGAGUUCCUGAAAGGGCUGGCUAGCCUCAACAACAAGAGCACGGAUGAACGGCUGCGUCGCGUUUUCCGGGGCUACGACAUUGACGGUGAUGGAUAUGUCGAGAGAAAAGAUUUCUUGAGGAUGUUCCGGGCGUACUAUACCCUCAGCCGAGAGUUGACCCGUGACAUGGUGGCAGGACUCGAAGAUGACUUCCUGGAUGGUGGUGCCCGAGACGUGGUUCUGGGCAGCCAGCCCAUUAGCUCCGCCUUCCCCGGUACCAUUCCUCCGGGAGAGGCAUCACGGCUUGGCGAAGGCAAGCGCGUGAACGCGGAUGGCGAUAUGGAGAUUAUUGACAAUAGUGGCAUUCUUCGCUCGGAUGGUGCUGACACUGGCGAUCGUUAUGCAGUCAUUGGGGAUGCCUCUGUCAGGCAGCAAUUUGGUCGUACAAGGCCACUCAUUCCGUCUGGAGUGCGGCUACCAAAUAUCACGAUUGAGGCUCGGCGGCGCGACGACGCGCAACAAGGCGAGAGUGAAGAGACCAACGAGGAGGAAGGGAGGGAGGCAGAGGAAGGUGAAGCUGAUGAGCCAAAUGAUGAUGGCGUAUGGCCGCGUUCGGCACCGAUCCAGCCAGAGGACAUUGUGAAUGUCAUUGGAACGUAUGUACCCCCGGAGAUCAGCGACCCAAUCGUUCGAGCACGUCUCGUGACAACCAUUUUUGACAGAUUCCGGGAUACCGAGGAGCGACGCUUCGAAGAAGCGCGUCGCAACGGGAUCGAUGAACGCUGGCGUCGCAGAGCCUUCUACACAGAUGAGGAAGACGGUGCCACUAUCCCCGAGGGGUACCGCAGAGAUCCUACUUUCGAUGAUGACUUGAGCGACAACGCAUCUGUAGACGACCAGUCCACGGUUGAGUCGCAUCCCCCUUCUCCUCGUUCAAGGUCUUCUUCCAAGGUCCGGUUCGAGGACGACAUUGCUGACGAUUACGAUGUGCGGUCGAAUCCGUCAACCUCGUCACGCAGUAUUCCUGUCGGUGAGCGAUGGGGCGGCUUUGAGAUUCCAGAGGUGGAGAGGGAUGUCGGCAAGGAGUAUUUAUACCAAGUGACACAGCAAGGGUUCAAUGAGCUUCUGGAUAUCCUGUUCAAGGAAAAGGAAGAUUUGAUGAUGGAAGUCUAUCGCACACGCAUUGACCGGAAGACCUGGGCCCAUGAAAUUGAACAGUAUGAUAGCGUUGCUCAGGAGCCCCCAGCGAAGGAAGGUGAAGCGAUCUUCCCAAACAACGAGGAACAUCUGCAGCAGAUUACCCAGGAGCGUUCGCUCGACGAUCUUCUAAGUCGGGCUGGCUAUUCGGUCCAAAGUCCGACCUUGGAGCCGAUUGAUGCUCAGCCAGUUCUGGCACCACCUACGCCGGGUCGCGUCACGACGCCAGAUGGUUAUGCGCGACCUACUUCUGCGUCUAGUUUCCGUUCCGAGGAGAGCGCGGAUCAGGAUUCAUCCCUUCGGCAAACCGAAACUGACGGCCAUGUCCACGACGAGGACGAUUGGACGGACUCGGUGGCCAGCUCUGUUGCCGCGGACGACCAGCCCACUCCGUCAGAACACGCUACCUUUGGAGAGUCGUUCCACAUCGAGCCCGAGGCCCGCGUUGAUGAACCUCUUUAUUACGACUCCACCCUCCCACAAUUCCGCCCUGAGACAGACAGUGUCGACGGAAAUGCCCCAGCCAUGAUUUCCGGCGAUGGUAUCAGUGGAUUCGAAACGCAACGCCUCCCCAGUCAAAUACUGCUUUUACCAGAGAGCAAUAUCUCCCUCCCUGCGCCCUCUUCUCCCCACUCAUUUCCCGCAGAUGCCGAAGAGACUGCACCCAAGCUCUCUCCCUCGCCCAAGCUCUCUUCCUCUCCCAUGCAGUCGCUCCCGCCGGCACCAGCCUCAUUCACGUCCAAGCAAGACGACUCUAACCCGCAGAGGCCAGGGCCACGAACUCUCGCCCGAUGGGCCUACCUCAAUCGCCUCGAGCGUGAAGCAAAGGAACGGGGCGGCAGUGGAGCCAAGCUCAACUUUGAAGAGUUCAGCAAACGUAUGAUGGCGGACAAGGGUCGCCGAUUGGCUUUUGUUGCCUCGUGGAUUGAAAUGGCGAGUUUCUGA